GAGCUGAUUUGCAACCCGCCGAAGGAGAUCUGGAGAAGAAGGAAAAUGUCUCCUGUCUCACCACGCACCGUUCUAGGAUCAGCUUGCUGUUAGGAAAAAGCAAAGUGGUGAGUCGGAAAAUCCUCACUACUUGCACUACAAUGAAGUUUCCUGUGUGUAUCAAGAAUGGUCCACCACCAAAAGGACAUCCAGCCAACUUGACACAACUACUUUACCCUAAACUGACCUUAGCAGUGUGUAAGCACAAAGUCAUCCUACUCCUGACGCUGAGACAAAUACAGAAAAGUUCGGGAGAAACUCUUCACACUCCAAACAGUCACCCAGGAAGUAAAGAGGAAAUUACAUCCGAGCAGAUGGAACCAAAUCCCAGCCUGGCGGGGGUGGACUCCCAAGGCAACAUGGUGUUUAGAGUGGUUAAGCCUGUCAUGGGCAUCUUCCAAGUCUCCUCCGAACAGACCAACUCUGUGGGACAGGGGGCUUAUCAGCAGACUAUGGUCGAGGGGCUGACAGGGUUACAAGGGUUAUCCAACCACCCCUCCAUGGUGCUGGGGGAUGGACAGGGGCAGCAGGGAAUGGGGACGUGAACCAGAUGCAAACCCAGAUUCAGAUCCCGGCAGGCGACACCACCCAGACUCAGGCUGGUGCUCCAGGCCACAACCACGUACCCCAUGUUCCGUUUGCUGAGGUGUCGUCUCUCCUGGACCCCAACAUGAAGAGCUCCAAGGCCCGUAAGUACCUGAUACCCUAUGACGAGAUCAAGCGUCGUCUGGAGGCUCCAGAGAAGAUGUCUCUGCGUUCGCUAGCAGCCUACACCAGGGUCAGCCGCGGCCCGGCCAGCAAGAAAACGCUUCAGGAGUCUCUAAAUAUACUGGGUCUCACUCCUAGUACUACUACUGCUGUAUCCUCCUCCUUCUCCAAGCUCACAGAGGGUGACACCAAAGCCCUGUGUAACGACAUGAAGGACUUUGCCCAUGACUACAUGGACUUUGGAAACAUGGCCAAGCAGCUUAUACCAGAGACUAACACAGUUCAACACUGGUCAAAGGUCAUAGAAACCAGGAGCCACCUGGAGGUGAUGAGGAAGUGUUUCCGUGACCCGGUCAACAGUGUGUUGUUCGACAACGUGACUCACGGCCUGGGCCUCGGGAUGCUCGACACUGCCCUAGACAUGAUCACCAUGGUGAUUGACAAACAGAUUCGCAUCCUGUCCGGCGCAGCUGCAACCGAUCCCGUCGACACCGGUCCUCCAAUGAGACGCAUCCGCCGCCGCCACCGCAAGCCCCGAGAUGACGGCAACGACAAACCGCUCAGGUCAGUGGGCGGGGUUAAAGGUCAAGGGAAAGGGUCGGGGAAGGGCAAAGGGAGGGGCCGAGGCAGGAAGAAGCAGCUGCAGGAGUCCGGAACCCCGGUUGGUGUUGCCAUGGAUACAACCCAGCGGCAGGAUCAAGAGCAUCAUCAGCCAGAGGAUGUGGAGAGCAGUGUUCUAACACUUGUCUCCGUCGGUUACGAGACCAUAUCCAGUGGCCUCAACGCCACGGUACAGCUCUGAAGAUGUUUAAUUGUUGAACAAACAAUGCUUAACAGGAGUCAGACUUCGCUGAACAUUUCCCCAAUGGGGUGGCUGGGAGCAGAACAGUCUUAGUAACGUUGUGAUGUGUAGAUGUCACUCAGGUCUGGGCUAUGGAACCCCAAACAUUCAGAGGAAGACAUGUAGAGGACACCGGGGGACGUUCAGGGACGUCACAUCAUUUUGGUUUAGUAUUUUUGUUUAGUUUUUGUGCUGCAGCUGUUGCCUACUGAUCCACUCAAUCAAUGUAUAUGUUUAUUUGUUAAGCACAGAGGUGAUGAUUGCAGCUUUAUUCAAGUGGAAAUCAAUUCAAAUGACAGAGAAGCGUUGAUGUUGAAAAAUCUACAAUGUAGAAAUGAGUCUCAAUUCGGGUCUUUGGAUAAGGCUGUUGCUUUGGUUGACCUACUCAUCUGGCAUUGGAUAGCCCAGUUGAUUUUGAUCAUGAGUAGACCUCUUAUAGCUCUUUCCACCUCUCCAUUACUGUAACAUGGGGAACACAUUAUGCCAGUACUUAGUCAAUGAUUGUAUGUUUAUAUUGAAACCUGGAGUGCUGAAAUACUUGUAUUAAAGCUUUAAUUUUCUUAA
Messenger RNA from Oncorhynchus gorbuscha (pink salmon), 2152 nucleotides. RefSeq lists its product as uncharacterized. NCBI's taxonomy places the organism in Eukaryota, Metazoa, Chordata, Actinopteri, Salmoniformes, Salmonidae. The transcript has 6 exons. The record is from RefSeq and is a predicted model, not a curated record. The coding region runs from base 590 to 1549 and encodes 319 amino acids.